Messenger RNA from Peronospora matthiolae, 594 nucleotides. The record is from the annotation of a GenBank genome assembly. Lineage: Eukaryota; Oomycota; Peronosporomycetes; Peronosporales; Peronosporaceae.
AUGACGACGACGACGACGACGACGACUCGCGUGUUGCUCAUUGACAACUACGAUUCGUUCACGUACAACAUUUACCAGUACAUGACGCAACUCGGCGCGUCCGUUGAAGUGAAACGCAAUGACCAGAUCACGAUCGACGAGAUCCACGAGAUGCAGCCGGACCGCAUCAUGAUCUCGCCGGGUCCAGGCUACCCCGUCUCUGCUGGAGUGUCGUGUGACGUCAUCCGCUCUUUUGCCGGCAAGGUCCCCAUUGCUGGCGUGUGUCUCGGCCACCAGUGCAUGUUUGAGGUUUUUGGCGGCAAAGUGGAUCACGCUGGCGAGAUCGUGCACGGCAAAGCGUCUGUGAUCGCACACGACGGCAAGGGACUGUUCCAGGGCAUGACGCCCGAGUUCAAAGCCAUUCGCUACCACUCGCUCGUGGGACUGCCCGAGACGUUGCCGGACGUGCUCGAGGUCACGGCCACGGUGAAAGGCACGAACAUGAUCAUGGGCGUGCGGCACAAGGAGUUCAAGGUCGAGGGCUGGCAGUUUCACCCCGAGAGUAUUCUGACGGAAGACGGGCUCAAGCUUAUUCAGAACUUCCUCGAGAUGUAA